Messenger RNA from Saccoglossus kowalevskii, 1518 nucleotides. RefSeq names its product bridge-like lipid transfer protein family member 3B. The record is from RefSeq and is a predicted model, not a curated record. NCBI's taxonomy places the organism in Eukaryota, Metazoa, Hemichordata, Enteropneusta, Harrimaniidae.
GCAACAUGGACGCGAACAGCUGACACUGUCUUAUCAACACUGAAUUUGUAUAUAGAAUUUAUUACUAGUAUUCGAAUUAUGGCGGCCAUUCUGAAGAAACAGAUCAUAAAACAUUUAUCCAAGUUUGCUAAAAAUGUGACAUCUGAUAAGAUAAACAUCAGCACACUGAAAGGAGAGGGGGAGCUGCACAAUCUUGAGCUAAAUGAGGACGUCUUAAUGGAUUUAAUGGACUUACCAACAUGGCUGGUAGUUACAAAAGCAAAAUGCAACAAAUUAGGAGUCAAGAUUCCAUGGACUAAAAUCAAGACUACUCCUGCUGCUCUUCAUCUUGAUAGAGUUGAGGUUGAGAUGAAGGUAACAGAUGAAUUCCGCUCCUCUACUGAAGACACACCGUUACAUAGUUCUGGAGGGAAAUACAGCCUAUCAGACAGACUGAUUGAUGGCCUCUACGUAAGCGUUAAUGAAAUAUUAAUUGAUUUUAAAUCCGAUGCCUUCCAUGCUUCAGUACUGAUGUCUCAAUUCAGCAUAAGAAGCACCACUCCUGACUGGGAAUUCACAAAUGAUCUACAUGAAACCCGAAUAAAAGACAAAAACAAUGAAGAACUUCUCAUCUUUAAGGAAGCAGAGUGCCAAACGUUACGAGUGAACAUAGAUGCUGUACAAAAUGAAACGACCACGCCUAUUCUAAUAAUAACGCAUGAAGGUAAAAUUCGAUUCGCGAUAAAGAAGAGGUUGCAAGACUGCAUGGUGCUCACUUCAAAGAUUCACCUUGUCCUCACAGAUAUUCUUUUAGUUUUUACCGACACGCAGCUAAAAGCCGCUAUUGAGUUUGUUCAGAUGAUUGUCGAAUUGAACGAGAAAUCACAGGAUUUGGUCAAAGCUGACAUGAACAUCUUGUCUCAGUCCAAGCAUAUGGAGGAAAAGGCCAAAUCAAAGACUCCAGGAAGUGAGCAGAGUGUUCAAAAUGAUCGGUUUGAUAUGUACGAUAUAACUGAAAGUUCUUACCACAUUGCUGUAGAAAUUAUCAACAUGCAUUUGGUUGAUGAACAAAAUAAACCGAAAGUUGAGACUUUCAAAAGAAGAACAGAAAGUGGAGCCAUGAAAUUGAAUAUGAAAAAUGUUGCUGUUGAUAUGUAUCCCUAUCACGUCUAUAAUACAAUCCGUUCUCACUGGCAGAAUUAUAACUUGUUAUCUGAUGCCAUUGAAAAGCGAGAUACAUGGGUAAAACAUCUCUUAGCCAACUUUAGACAGCAAGUGAAAGUUGCCAAGGAUCAGGGGAGACCGUAUUUACAAGAGAUUAUAAACAGCAGACAAGCUAAAGCCGAUUGCUUGAUGACAAGUGCAAACUUCCAAAGUAGAAGUCAACCACAGGUUAGAAGUCAUCAUGUGCAAUACGCUGCAGGUAAAAGGAUUGAUCUGUCAAGUCAACAUACUAGAAGUGACAACCGAAUACAACAACUCAACCAUCAUCAGCACACGUUUCAGUUCCGCCAAGACCGAAAAGGCAGCCCAAGUUAA